This is a messenger RNA of Sesamum indicum (sesame), 3938 nucleotides long. RefSeq names its product NF-X-like 1 (gene NFXL1). Gene Ontology annotation, molecular function: RNA polymerase II transcription regulatory region sequence-specific DNA binding; zinc ion binding; DNA-binding transcription factor activity, RNA polymerase II-specific. NCBI's taxonomy places the organism in Eukaryota, Viridiplantae, Streptophyta, Magnoliopsida, Lamiales, Pedaliaceae. Gene Ontology annotation, biological process: regulation of DNA-templated transcription. Gene Ontology annotation, cellular component: nucleus. The record is from RefSeq and is a predicted model, not a curated record.
ACGCAUGACCCACCGUAUAUAUACAUCUCCGCACAAGGGAAAAGGGGAAAAAUCAAAUCAUUUCCACUAAUUCAUUGCACCAAUAGCGAGAGAAGUUGCCGCACAAAGGCGGUGUCACUCUUUAUUUGUUGUGGGAGAAGGGAUUCGUUGGGUUUCCAGUUUUCUGUUGUUUCUUCUUCAGUUGCUGGUGGAUUUGGAGCUUGGCGUUCAUUUAUUUCGAUCCUCUAUUAAUACGGAUCGGGAUUUCAAUAGUUUGGGAUCUUUUGAUCAGAAUAUGAACUUUUCUGGACAAAACCAACGAAGGGAAAGUAACAAUCGACGGCCUAGAAGCAACAAUUCUUUGCGGAAUAACCGGUGUGAGUGGGUUCCGCGAGGCUCUGCCCCUGCCCCUGCCCCUGCCCCUGCCGUUGCCGCGGUAGUUCCAUCAGCUAGUGUUAAUGGUUUGAGCCAGAAUGAGAGUCAAAAUGGUGGAGAGCCGGCCACUAGGCCGGCUCGGCCUGGUACUCCAAGUUCCAAUAGGACCCAUCACGGAUCAAGAGGAAACCCAGGUCGUUAUAUUAGUCAGAGAGAGAAGGGGAAGGAGGAGAAGGGGAAGUAUAAUCAUCAGAAGAAUGCAGAGGUAUUGAAGAGCAUCAACAUUCCUCAACUUGUGCAGGAAAUCCAGGACAAACUCUUGAAGGGAUCGGUUGAAUGCAUGAUUUGUUAUGACAUGGUUAGAAGAUCUGCACCCAUUUGGUCUUGCUCCAGCUGUUAUUCAAUUUUUCACCUGACUUGUAUAAAGAAAUGGGCUAGAGCUCCCACUUCUACCGAUUUGUUGGCUGAGAAGAAUCAAGGUUGUAAUUGGCGUUGCCCUGGAUGUCAAUCUGUGCAGCUGAUGUCAGCCAAGGAGAUUCGAUAUGUCUGCUUUUGUGGGAAGAGACCGGACCCUCCUUCAGAUUUAUAUUUGACUCCACAUUCUUGUGGAGAGCCAUGUGGGAAACCAUUGGAAAGGGAACUUCCUGGUAGUGGCAUGGUUAAAGAGGAUAUGUGUCCUCAUGUUUGUGUUUUACAAUGCCAUCCAGGCCCUUGCCCCCCCUGCAAGGCCUUUGCUCCUCCACGUAGAUGCCCAUGUGGAAAGGAAGUUAUUACUACAAGAUGCUCUGAUCGGAAGUCUGUUCUGACUUGUGGGCGUAAGUGUGAUAAGCUUCUUGGUUGUGGGCGUCAUCAUUGUGAAAGGAUCUGCCAUGUGGGCCCUUGUGAUCCUUGCCAGGUUCUUCUUAAUGCUUCUUGUUUUUGCAAGAAAAAGGUUGAGGUUGUACUGUGUGGAGAUAUGAUUGUGAAGGGAGAAGUCAAGGGGGAAGAUGGUGUGUUCUCAUGCAGUUUGACUUGUGAGAAGAAACUUAACUGUGGUAAUCAUGUUUGUCAUGAAACUUGCCAUCCAGGCCCAUGUGGAGAGUGUGAGUUGUUGCCAAGCAAGAUCAAGACAUGCUGCUGUGGUAAGACAAGCUUAAAUGAGGAUAGACGGAGUUGUUUGGAUCCUAUCCCAACUUGUUCGCAGAUCUGUGGCAAGAUCCUCCCAUGUGGGUUGCAUCGCUGUCAAGAUACAUGCCAUUCUGGGGUUUGUCCGCCAUGCCAUGUGCUUGUCAACCAAAAGUGUCGUUGUGGAUCAACAUCUCGGACUGCAGAGUGCUAUAAAACUGUUACAGAGAAUGAGAAAUUUACUUGCGACAAACCUUGUGGCCGGAAGAAAAGCUGCGGAAGGCACAGGUGCAGUGAGCGGUGCUGCCCUCUCUCUAAUUCCUCAACUGCUUCCCUGGUUGAUUGGGAUCCACAUCUCUGCUCAAUGCCAUGUGAGAAGAAGCUAAGGUGUGGACAGCAUUCCUGUAUAUCACUCUGUCACAGUGGUCAUUGUCCUCCAUGCCUGGAGACAAUUUUUACUGAUUUGACUUGUGCUUGCGGUAGAACUUCCAUUCCUCCUCCGCUGCCCUGUGGUACACCUCCACCUUCAUGUCAGUAUCCUUGCUCGGUAAGUCAGCCAUGCGGUCAUCUGUCUUCACAUAGCUGUCAUUUUGGAGAUUGUCCACCAUGCUCAGUUCCUGUUGCGAAAGAGUGCGUCGGUGGACAUGUAGUCCUCCGGAACAUACCUUGUGGAUCGAAGGAUAUUAGAUGUAAUAAAUUAUGUGGAAAGACAAGGCAGUGUGGUCUACAUGCAUGCUCUAGAACUUGUCAUCCACCACCAUGUGAUUCUUCUGCUACAUCAAGUACCAGUGCGAAGGCAUCUUGCAGGCAGACAUGUGGUGCUCCAAGAAGAGAUUGCAGGCAUACGUGUACUGCCCUUUGUCACCCUUCCACGUCAUGCCCCGAUGUAAGAUGUGAGUUCCCUGUCACGAUCACUUGUUCUUGUGGCCGAGUAACUGCAACUGUUCCUUGUGAUGCUGGGGGUAGCAGUGGUGGAUAUACUGUUGAUACCGUUCUUGAAGCUUCUAUAACCCAAAAGUUACCAGUAUCUCUACAACCUGCUGAAGGAAACGGCCAGAGAGUUCCGCUUGGUCAGAGAAAGCUCAUGUGUGAUGAUGAAUGUGCAAAAAUGGAGCGGAAGAAAGUUCUUGCUGAUGCUUUUGGCAUUAAUCCCCCAAACUUGGAUGCACUUCACUUUGGUGAGAAUGCAUCAGUGUCUGAAGUGCUUUCAGAUCUUCUCAGGCGUGACCCAAAGUGGGUGUUGUCUGUGGAAGAGAGAUGCAAAUAUCUGGUCCUUGGCAGGGGCAGAGGGGGGAUAAAUGCACUUAAAGUUCAUGUAUUCUGUGCAAUGGCAAAAGACAAGAGAGAUGCAGUGCGGCUGAUAGCAGAAAGGUGGAAGCUUUCUGUGAAUGCAGCUGGCUGGGAGCCGAAGAGAUUCGUUGUUGUUCAUGUUACUCCCAAGUCCAAAGCCCCAGCUCGUAUGCUUGGUGUUAAAUCUUGCAAUCCUGGUAACAUGUUACAGCCACCAGUAUUUGAUCCCCUGGUGGACAUGGAUCCCCGUCUUGUUGUUGCUUUAUUUGAUUUACCUAGGGAUGCAGAUGUUAGUGCAUUGGUUCUGAGGUUUGGUGGGGAAUGUGAAUUAGUCUGGUUGAAUGACAAGAAUGCAUUAGCUGUCUUCAGUGAUCCAGCACGAGCCGCAACUGCUAUGAGGAGAUUGGAUCAGGGGUCUGUGUAUUAUGGUGCUGUCUCCGUUCCUCAAAAUGGUGGUGCUUCGGCUAUGGCUUCAGGUGCUGGUGCAUGGGGAUCUGCUGCAGUGUCAAAAGACGUAGCUACAGCAGCGGCACUCAAGGGUAACCCUUGGAAGAAGGUGGUACUUCAGGACUCUGGUUGGAAUGAGAGUUCGUGGGGUGCUGAGGAAUGGUCACCUAAUGCUGCUGAUACCAAGUCACGUGCUAGGACAGAAGAGGAAGAUCCAAUUGCAGCAUCAAGAAACAGGUGGAGCGUGCUGCAACCAGGAGGCACCUCCGGAUCAUCUGAUGUUUCUGUUAAAAUCGAGAAUCUUCAGAAACAGCCAGAAAAUCCUUCAACGUCGGGUUCCAAGGUAGAUGAAUCCAAUCUGAAUUUGCCAGUGCAGAGGGAAGGUGUGGAGGACGACGUGUCUGGUGAUGUAGUGGAUGAUUGGGAGAAUGCCUAUGAUUAGGAAGUCAUAAAAAGUCUAUCUCAAGGCGCUGAUGCAGGAGCGGACAUGCAUUUUAGUUGCUCCUCUGGUGCACAUUUUUUCCCCCUUAAAUCCUUACGGUUGAUUACGUUCUCUUUAGUUUCCUUUUACCCCCCCUUCUUCCUGCAGGAAGUUUUGCCUAUAUUCUCUGGAAAAUACGAGUAAAAGUAAAUGUAAAAUUAGUUUCCUAUAUUCCAUCUUCUACUUGAUAACAAGACCAUGCUUUUCCAUUUCUCUGGAAAAUACUUUGUUACUGCAAUAUAAAAUUCAAAUCUUCUUGGUU